This is a messenger RNA of Scomber japonicus (chub mackerel), 1127 nucleotides long. RefSeq names its product growth arrest and DNA-damage-inducible, alpha, b (gene gadd45ab). Gene Ontology annotation, cellular component: cytoplasm; nucleus. The record is from RefSeq and is a predicted model, not a curated record. The transcript has 4 exons. Gene Ontology annotation, biological process: regulation of cell cycle. Lineage: Eukaryota; Metazoa; Chordata; Actinopteri; Scombriformes; Scombridae. Bases 43 to 516 code for a protein of 157 amino acids.
GGCACAGUCACUCUGGAUAUUAUCCCACACCAAGUCGCUCGGAUGUGCAAUAUGACUUUAGAAGAAACCAGUGGAGAGAGUUCUUCAGAAAGGAUGGAAUCGGUGGCCAAAGCAUUAGAGGAGGUGCUGAGCUCUGCAUUGCCUCAGGAUUGCAUCACUGUUGGAGUCUAUGAGGCAGCAAAGUCACUAAAUGCGGAUCCAGACAAUGUGGUGUUGUGUCUGCUGGCCACAGAUGAUGAAGAGGAUGUGGCCCUCCAGAUACAUUUCACCUUAAUCCAGGCAUUCUGCUGCGAGAAUGACAUCAACAUCCUGCGGGUGAGCAACAUGAGGCGUCUGGCAGAAAUACUUGGUGGAGUGAAACCUGGAGGGGAACCCAUGGACCUGCACUGUGUUCUAGUGACUAACCCUCAGUCGUCACUGUGGAAGGACCCUGCACUGAGCAAAGUGAAUAGAUUCUGCAGAGACAGUCGCUGUUUGGAUCAAUGGGUGCCUGUCAUUAACCUGCCCGACCGAUGAAACCUGCUUGGAUUUUAAAUGUAUUGUGUGCAUUUUGGAGAAAGUUACUGCACAAGGCCUGUGUUAAUGUCUGUGUUGGACUCCUUUGGAAGGGCCCCAGAGGAAGAAAGAGAAAGAGACAAGGAGGGGCAGAAAAGAAUGAACACAAGGAAGAGAAACGUUCCAACAAAUAUUACCAGGUCAGGGUGAACUCGUGGGCCAAGGAGUGACUCAGCUGUCUGAGUUACAGGAUUUCCAAUGAAUGACUGCGCCUUUCUCUGCUGAGAAAGAAGCCUUUACAGGAAACUGAAUCAUGUGAGCAGACAAGCACACGUGGUGGUGAGCACAGGCGCAGGACUGGGAAUAAGCAGACAGAGCCUCAGUUGACUAGACUCCAAGAACUGGACCCACACUGGAACGGACCAGUCAGAGAUGUCAGCUUGAAGAAUUCCUCAUGAAAAUUAGACCAAAUCCAAGCAUUUCUUCAACAGCACAUUUUAUUUAAGUAUUUAAGACUUGUCACUUUGAUCAUUCAAAAGGGAAUGUUUUCACAGUUUAUAAUUAUUAUUAUUUUAAGGGCAACAAAAUGUUCUGAUUUGUCCACUAACUGAUGUUUCUAUGUGUUAUUAAUU